This is a messenger RNA of Scomber japonicus (chub mackerel), 660 nucleotides long. It is a transcript of the gene rab3ab, whose product is annotated as RAB3A, member RAS oncogene family, b. Bases 1 to 660 code for a protein of 219 amino acids. Gene Ontology annotation, biological process: maintenance of presynaptic active zone structure; protein secretion; regulation of synaptic vesicle fusion to presynaptic active zone membrane. Gene Ontology annotation, molecular function: GTP binding; GTPase activity. NCBI's taxonomy places the organism in Eukaryota, Metazoa, Chordata, Actinopteri, Scombriformes, Scombridae. The transcript has 4 exons. The record is from RefSeq and is a predicted model, not a curated record. Gene Ontology annotation, cellular component: synaptic vesicle; endosome; axon.
AUGGCCUCUGCAACAGCAACAUACGGACAAAAGGAGUCUUCGGACCAGAACUUUGACUAUAUGUUUAAGAUCCUCAUCAUUGGCAACAGCAGUGUGGGCAAAACCUCCUUCUUGUUCCGUUACGCCGACGACUCCUUCACACCGGCCUUUGUCAGUACGGUGGGCAUUGACUUCAAGGUGAAGACCAUCUACAGGAACGACAAGAGGAUCAAACUACAGAUCUGGGACACGGCAGGUCAAGAGCGUUACCGCACCAUCACCACGGCUUACUACCGAGGAGCCAUGGGCUUCAUCCUCAUGUAUGACAUCACCAACGAGGAGUCCUUCAAUGCCGUCCAGGACUGGUCAACCCAGAUUAAGACGUACUCGUGGGACAACGCCCAGGUGCUGCUGGUAGGAAACAAGUGCGACAUGGAGGACGAGCGAGUGGUGAAUGGAGAGAGAGGCCGGCAGCUGUCUGAACACCUUGGUUUUGAGUUCUUCGAGGCCAGCGCCAAAGACAACAUCAAUGUGAAGCAGACCUUCGAGCGCCUGGUCGACAUCAUCUGCGAAAAGAUGUCAGAGAGCCUGGAUGCUGGAGAUCCCGCCGUCACAGGGGCCAAACAGGGGCCCCAGCUGACAGAGCAGCCCGCUCCGCCUCACCAGGACUGUGCAUGUUAA